Messenger RNA from Contarinia nasturtii (swede midge), 704 nucleotides. RefSeq lists its product as uncharacterized. Lineage: Eukaryota; Metazoa; Arthropoda; Insecta; Diptera; Cecidomyiidae. Gene Ontology annotation, molecular function: structural constituent of ribosome. Bases 59 to 619 code for a protein of 186 amino acids. The record is from RefSeq and is a predicted model, not a curated record. Gene Ontology annotation, cellular component: mitochondrion; large ribosomal subunit. Gene Ontology annotation, biological process: translation. The transcript is spliced from 4 exons.
GUUAUUAUUUAGUUUUCAUAGUUGAUGAAAAGACGUGAGAAAAUCUUAGCUGGAAAAAAUGAAUCGAACAUUUUUGGCACCAUUUCAGUUGCAGAAACAGUUUGUUCGAAAUUUGUUGAGUCGGCAACAACCGAACAAAAAGCACGUCUAUAAAAGAGUUGGAAAUGGCAAACAAUUAAACGGAAUUAUAUAUUAUGGACGUGAUAACUUUGAAAUGCCGGAAAAGUUGCCAGAGCCGCCAAAACUGUUUCGUGUUCAACGUUUUGCACCUUUGAAACAUCGAAUCUAUUGGGAACGUAAGAUUCUAUUUCAAUUGGGAUUAAUCAAUGAUUUGAAGGAUGUUGCAAUCGUUAAAAAUACUCCCGAAAAUAAUGCUCUGUUGUGGAAAGUAAAACAUUUGGUCUCAGUUGAACCCAUUACAUUUCCAUAUGGUGAACCAAGCGCAGAUGAUAUCAAUCAUACGAAAUUGAAUGAAAAUGGAGAAUGCAUUGUCCAUAAGAAGAUUGGAGUUGAUGAGCGGUGCGUUGAAGAGGCCGAUAAAUUCAUCAAGGAUCCAACCAGAUUAGACAAAGACACGCUCAAACGCGAAGCUUUAUUGCGAUGGGUUCGAAGCUACUAACGAGAAGAGAAGAAAAGAAAUAGAGUGUACCAAUUUAUAUAUUGAAAUUUUAUUGAAUAAACAGCAAAACAAGAAAAUAACAAGA